Molecule: messenger RNA, 2709 nt
Organism: Gloeophyllum trabeum ATCC 11539
Lineage: Eukaryota; Fungi; Basidiomycota; Agaricomycetes; Gloeophyllales; Gloeophyllaceae
Product: elongation factor G, mitochondrial
Exons: 11
Coding region: 1-2325 (774 amino acids)
Biological process (GO): mitochondrial translational elongation
Cellular component (GO): mitochondrion
Molecular function (GO): GTPase activity; GTP binding; translation elongation factor activity
Source: RefSeq, a predicted model, not a curated record
AUGGCCACCAUCGCAUCUGCUGUCCGCCAGCCAUGCCUGAGGCGGCUGUGCAGGGCAACCCACGGUGAUAUCUUCUCUGGAUGGUCUCUUGGAGGACGUCGCGCAGCCUCGGUAGCCACCGCGGCGAAGUUGAAGGAGGAGGUCGCGGAGGCACCCACCUACCCGACUUACGAGCUCUCGGACAAGGACUUGCAACGCCUCGCAAAGCAACGCAAUAUUGGCGUUUCGGCGCAUAUAGACUCUGGGAAGACGACCCUGACGGAACGGAUAUUGUAUUAUACUGGUAGAAUCCGGGAGAUUCACGAGGUUCGCGGUCGUGAUGCUGUUGGCGCCAAGAUGGAUAGUAUGGAGCUGGAGCGGGAGAAGGGUAUCACCAUUCAAAGCGCAGCAACCUUCUGCGACUGGACUGCCAAGUUACCCACCGGCGAACAAGAAAAGUAUGCUAUUAAUAUUAUUGAUACACCUGGCCACGUCGACUUUACGAUAGAAGUAGAACGAGCCUUGCGAGUUUUGGAUGGUGCAAUUCUGGUUUUAUGCGCGGUUGCUGGAGUCCAAAGUCAAACAACGACAGUGGACAGGCAAAUGCGACGGUAUAAUGUUCCUAGGAUCUCAUUUAUAAACAAGAUGGACAGACCUGGAGCUAAUCCAUGGCGCGUCAUUGGUCAAAUUCGGUCAAAACUCCGUAUCGCUGCUGCUGCUGUGCAUGUCCCCAUCGGCGUGGAGGACGAGUUCAGAGGUGUCGUCGAUUUGGUCCGUUGGAAAGCCGUUUACAACGAAGGCGAGAAAGGCGUUAAUAUCCGCGAAACGGACGAGAUACCCGCCGAGGUUUUGGAUCUGGCUAAGCAGAAGCGUACGGAACUCAUCGAACAACUCGCUGAAGUGGACGACGAGAUCGGUGAAAUAUUUCUCAACGAUGAAGAGCCGUCCUUGGAGCAACUGGUCUCUGCCAUCCGGCGAGCCACGGUCGGCCUCAAGUUCUCCCCGGUCUUCCUCGGCUCUGCCAUCAAGAAUACGGGUGUCCAGCCGCUCCUCGACGGUGUCUGCGCCUACCUGCCGAACCCAGCCGAAAGCCUCGUCACUGCGCACGACACCUCGCAGCCUGUAUCUUCCCCGCCGGUGCCCCUCGCUCCCGCAGCCGCUGCGCCCUUGGUAGCGCUGGCGUUCAAGCUGGAGGAAGGACGUUUCGGUCAGCUGACUUACAUGCGGGUGUACCAGGGUAGCCUCAGGAAGGGCGGACACAUCUAUCAUGCUAGAACUGGCAAGAAGGUUAAGGUGCCCCGUCUUGUACGCAUGCACAGUAACGAGAUGGAGGAUAUCGAUGAAAUUGGACCUGGCGAAAUUUGCGCUAUGUUUGGCGUCGAGUGCGCGUCUGGAGAUACCUUCACUGAUGGUUCUACGUCAUUUUCAAUGACUUCUAUGUACGUUCCCGAACCUGUUAUCUCUCUGGCUCUCAAGCCGGUGGGAACUGAGUCGCCGAACUUCUCUCGUGCUUUGAACCGAUUCCAAAAAGAAGAUCCGACGUUCAAAGUCCACAUUGAUCAUGAGAGCAAAGAGACUAUCAUCUCUGGUAUGGGCGAGCUUCACCUCGAAAUCUACGUGGAGCGCAUGAGGCGUGAGUACAACGUCGAGUGCACUACCGGCAAGCCCAAGGUUGCCUUCCGGGAGACUGUCACGCAGCGAGCAGACUUCACGUACACCCACAAGAAGCAGACCGGUGGUGCGGGUCAGUACGCGAAGGUUAUUGGGUACAUCGAGCCCUGUGAGCCGGAUCCCGAGACCGGGAAGGAUGUCGACUUCGAGAGCGUCGUUAUGAGCGGCAAUGUCCCGUCUAACUACAUCCCGGCGGUCGAGAAAGGUUUCUAUGAAGCUUUGGAAAAGGGUUCGCUUUCGGGCAACCCUGUAUCUGGAGUUCGCAUGGUGCUGAAGGAUGGUGGUUUCCACGUUGUUGACUCGUCCGAGUUGGCUUUCCGUCUCGCCACUAUCGGUGCCUUCCGUGAGAUAUACUCUAAGGCGGCUCCUGUCAUCCUGGAGCCGAUUAUGACGGUUGAGGUCGUUGCACCUAUUGAGUUCCAAAGUGCUGUAAUUGGUGGCUUAAAUUCGCGGCGUGGUACCAUCAUUGACAGCGAAGUCCGCGAGGACGAAUUCACGUGUAUAGCGGAGGUCGCAUUGAACGACAUGUUCGGCUACUCCAGUCAAUUACGAGGAGCUACACAGGGUAAAGGCGAAUUCAGUAUGGAGUACAAGACACAUUUACCAGUGCUUCCGCAUGUCCAGAAGGAGUUAGAGGAGGCUUAUCGCAAGUCACUCCCUCAGGCGAAGAAGUAAACUGCUUGGUCGCCUCCGAUACCGUAGACAUCAUCUACAUUUAUUUUGUCAUCCACGCAUUCGCUAUCGACGGUGGCUGAACGCAAUCCGACACUGAAAAGACGGGGAUGCCAUCAUUUAGUAUGAUUCAUUGCUCUUUCGGCCUAGAGACAUUUAGUUCAAAAUCAUGUUUGAGUCUCUUCGAGAUGGCGCUGAUUUCCUGCAGACUGUCGCAGACCGUUGAUAAAUUACCUUGCGACUAGCAAGGUCUCCGCUGCGCUGCGCGUCGGGAAUCGAGCCAUCAAACCUGUAUUUGUUUAUGUUGUUUUGUGGCUACUACUUGUGGCGCAUCAUGCCUGUGCUGUCUUCUACGAGCUGAGGCUGCACUCAUCCUUCAUGCACGAG